Bombyx mori (domestic silkworm) is the source of this 960-nucleotide messenger RNA. RefSeq names its product protein GUCD1. Bases 131 to 826 code for a protein of 231 amino acids. NCBI's taxonomy places the organism in Eukaryota, Metazoa, Arthropoda, Insecta, Lepidoptera, Bombycidae. The transcript is spliced from 5 exons. The record is from RefSeq and is a predicted model, not a curated record.
AUCUUAGUUACCAGGUCAUAAAAUCCCUUUAAAAAAUCUUCUAAUAAAAGUGAACAUAGUAGUUCCAAAAUAAAAAGUGGUUGCAGAAACACAAACAAUGUUUGUAUUUUGUUUUUAAUUUACUCUAAAAAUGUUAAAGAAUAUGUCUGACGAAGGCAGAAGGUCUGUACAUAUUGAACACAAGGUAGAACAUUUUCAGCAGCGUUAUUAUUGGGACUGUGGAGUAUCAUGUAUUAUCAUGCUACUCUCUAAUAAGCAACGAGAAGACUUCCUGGCACGGUUCAAUGAGAUUUGUGAAGAUGAAGGCUUUGGAGAGUCCACUUGGACUAUUGACCUGUGUUAUUUAUUGAAAAGGUUUCAUAUUAAGCAUUGCAUGUACACAAUAUUCCUUGGUGUUAAUGAAGAUUACAGGAGACAUGGUUACUACGAUAGGAUUAUGCACUUGGAUACACAACGGGUUUACAGUCGUUUUCGUGACGCCCUCGACUCGGGUGUACAGGCUGUCGAGCGAUCUGUCUCUAUGAAGGAGCUGGUCUCCCACCUCACUGAUCGGGGCCCGGCUAUAGUACUUGUGGAUGCGGGUCUGUUGUCGUGCGACUUGUGCAAACACAAUAAGCUGAAAGCAGAAUUCAGACGUUGCUUCGGCAGCAACUACUACCGCGGCCACUACGUGCUGCUCGUGGGCCACACCGCGCGCCGGCUGCUGUACCGCGACCCCGCGCUCUCCCCGCGCCUGUGCGCCACCGCGCCGCGCCGCCUGCAGCAAGCCCGGCUCACCAGCGGCACCGACCAUGACAUUAUAUUCAUUUAUAACAGUUACAGAUGAGCAAGUAGACCCGCCCACCUCCACCCGCCAUCGGAAUCUUACACAGAAAACGAUAUUCAUCAAAUAAUGACUGAAUUUUGCUAAUGUUAUAAUAAUAACCAGAUUUUUGUAAAUAUAUUUUAAUUAUUAAUAAA